Caenorhabditis sp. 36 PRJEB53466 is the source of this 2785-nucleotide messenger RNA. The record is from the annotation of a GenBank genome assembly. Lineage: Eukaryota; Metazoa; Nematoda; Chromadorea; Rhabditida; Rhabditidae.
AUGAAAAUUGUCCAUCUCCUGCUUCUUUUCGCUACAACUCUCGUUUUGGUCACGCUCGGAAAUGGAAGUCAGAUCGUGAGUUCAAGUUUGAGCGAGUAUUGUAGAGUUUAACAUUGUCAUAGAGCUUUGAGAUCUUGUUUUUUGAAAACACCACACAUUUAACUGUAUUUUUGUAGUUGACCAUUUUUCUCUAUGACCAUUCCUUCGAGUACUGUAGGCCUUGGAAGUUAGCAUGGGCUUUCAGCUAUUGUUUAUUUUCAAGAGCUACAGUAGUCGUAGGCGUGGUUUUAUGAAAAUCUUGUCAACUACAAAAAUGUUUGUCAUACCUAGUAUUGUAUUUUUGUAGUUGAUCAUUUUUUAAUACAAUCACUCCCAAGGGUACUGUAGCUCUUGAAAGUUUCUUGAAAGAGCUACUGUAAUGGUUGUUAACAAAAAGCGUGUCCUUAUAGAAAUGGAGCUCUAGAAAUGAUGAUUAUUUUUAUAAACGAUAACAAUAUAGCCACUUUCAAGAGCUACAGUACUCGCUUUCUUUUUCUAGGCGAUCAUUUUUCUGUAUAACCACUCUCUGGGGUACUGUAGCACUUGGAGUAGACCUUUAGCUAUUGUUACCUUCCAAGCGCUACCGUAUCUCUAAACAUGGUCCUACAAAAAAAGUGUCAACUACAAAAAUAUUUCUUAUUCCUAGAGCUUUGUUUUUGCAGUUGAUCACUUUUCUCUAUAACCAUUAUUUGGAAUACUGUAAGCGUUGAAAGAUAGCUUAGGCUUUCAGCUAGUGCAAACUUCCAAGAGCUACAGUAGUCUAGGGAGUGGUUUUACUGAAAACUUGUCAACUACGAAAUUGUUUCUCAUUUCUAGACCUUUAUUUUUGUAAUUCAACAUUUUUCUGUAAAUUCACUCCUAAUGAUACUGUAGCUCUUGGAAGUUGACAAUAGCUGAACGCCUAGCUGAAGGGAUUCUAUAUUUUUAGAAGUGCACAGAGGCCAGUGCGGGACGUUUUGCCACUCUAAAAUAUCCCUUCAAUUCCCUUAAUCCGCUAAACCAACUCUUUUCGUCAGAAAGACUCCUAUGAAGACGUGGAAGUUGGCGGUGAGCCGUCCGAGUUUCCAAGUUACCAUCUGCUCGAAUUGAACUGGGGAAUCGAGAAAUUGAUCACCUUCACCAAACUUAUCAGCUCGGCAACUUUGUUUUUUCGCCUCAAGCCUGCCUGACAUCACUCGCCAAGUUGCACGUCAUCGGCCGUUUGUUCAACGAAGAGGAGGAGCCGGGAGCGGUGGAGGAGAUUGAGAAUCGUCUGUUCGCAUUCCAUCUCGGCAAUGCGGUCGAAGUCGUCCUGCAAAGAGCGAGUUUUCACUUAUUCAUACAAGUAUUUUUGUAAUUCUAGGGCCUAAAUUUGAAGCCAUUCUUGACCCUAUUCAAAUUUGUGCCACCGAGCCGUCUUUAGCGCGCUCUUCUAGUCGAAAAACGAACGCAUUGUUCAUAAUAAAUACUCAAGAAUUUCAGGAAAAUACGCGUUCCGGCUUCUUUUUCUCCAGCGACUGGGAGAUGAAAUUUCGAGAAUUCCGGAGGCGCCUUUCAAAACGUCAUUCGGUGAUACUAUACAACUUCCAUACCUCGAGGCCAACUGCUCGGAUUUCAAGUGCAGUUAUGUCCAAUUCAAGGGCUACGAGGUUUGCAUUUUUAAUUUGCAUUUGUCUUACUAAAUAACUCAUAUGUUCUGAAAACUUGACACAUUUUGCUAUAUUUUUGCAGUUGAUCACUUUUCUCUAUGACCCACAGAAGCUAUCGUUAACUUUCAAGAGCUACAGUAGUCGUAGGAGUGGUUUUACUGAAAAGUUGUCAACUACAAAAAUGUUUGUCAUAUCUAGUAUUGUAUUUUUGUAGUUGAUCAUUUUUCUGCAAAACCACUUUUAAGGCUACUGUAGCUCUUGAAAGUGUGACAACUUCAAAGAGCUACCGCGUCUUUUAAACGGUUGUACAAACAAAGUGUGCAAUUUGAAAAUGAAGCUCUUAAAUUGUGUAGAUUAUGUUCAACUACAGUAAACCUAAUAUUUCUCCAAUUCAGGCACUCUCCAUCCCGCUGGAGAACGGAACCGAAUUCGUCAUUUUCCGAAAGUUGCCAGGAGUCGACAAGUUCUUCGACGUCAUUCUGUUUCCGCGGGUGCUCGAACGGCUCGAGCCAGUGGAGAGUGUGAGAAUUCGGAUCCCGGAAUUCAGGAUCCAAAAGUCCUUCUAUCUCUUAGAUUAUCCAAGGGCACUGGCAUUGAAACGGACCACCUCGCCGGAAUCGAUGUGAGUUUGAUUUGAAAGUGGUUGUCCUAGCAUUUACGCUCGGUUCUAGUACAUAACUUUAAAAAAAUCAUAGCUAGGGCCUGAUCUGGAACUUUACUUCUCGCCGUCCGAUGUACUUUCAAAGCACUUCAUCUUUGGACAAUUAUAUCUCGAGAUCCGAUGAUUAAUUCAAAAAGUGUUCAACUAAAAAGUUGUAGCAAAUUUUAUGCUCAACAACUUUUAGUUGAUCAUUUUAACUCGACACUUGUUGUGUUCGAGUUAUAGCCAAAUUUCAAAACUCAACCAAAUUCCGUGAUCAAUGUUUUAGCUCUUCGACGAAGGGAUCACUUUCAAAAAGUCGAGCAGGGAUGAUAGCUGGAAUGGGAAAGAUCCGAAAGAUGUGAUCACCUCGAAAGACAUCGAAACGCUAUUCGACUUUUACGCCCACGAUCCGUUCUUCUUUUCGGUGAUGAAGAUGCCGACGCCGCUUCUGAUGGGCCUCUUCCGUGGCGACUGA